Pyrus x bretschneideri (Chinese white pear) is the source of this 2297-nucleotide messenger RNA. Its product is annotated as putative disease resistance protein RGA4. Gene Ontology annotation, molecular function: ADP binding. The coding region runs from base 168 to 980 and encodes 270 amino acids. The transcript has 4 exons. NCBI's taxonomy places the organism in Eukaryota, Viridiplantae, Streptophyta, Magnoliopsida, Rosales, Rosaceae. The record is from RefSeq and is a predicted model, not a curated record.
UUUGGACGAUGCACAAUCUUUUUCACGUCAUAAAAAGUUAAACCCACCGGCAUCUGUUGUCGAUCAUAUCAUUUUCCACUGCUCCUGAAUUGUAAUCGUAACUUGUAUCGAAGAGAGAAGUUAAACACUCUGAUUAGCUGAGCUGAGUUGAGUAGGGAGUUGAAGGAAUGGCAGCUGAAGUUGUGCUUACUUUUGCUGCGGAGGGAAUACUGAACAAGGUGCUUUCACUUGCUGCUCAACCAUUCAGUCUUGCAUGGGGUUUCAAAGCUGAACUCCGAAAGCUUCGAGACUCAUUCACCAGCAUUGAACGUUUGUUGAAUAAUGUUGCCGACAAACCACAAGAUCCGUUAAUAGAGGCAUGGGUGAAGAAACUCAAAGACGUAGCUCAUGAUGCUGAGGAUGUCUUCGAUGAACUCGAGUACGAAGGAUAUCGGCGUAAAGUCGAAAUCCGAAACCAUAUGAAGAAAAAGGUUCUUAACUUCUUUUCAAUCUCCAAUCCACUUGCAUUUCGUCUUCAAAUGGCGCGUAAAAUUCAGAAGAUCAAUGCAUCCUUGGUGGAUCUCAAGAGUGACGCAUCUCUUCUUGGACUAGUUUCCAAGAAUAAAGAUGCAACCUCUCAGGGGAUUAGAUGGGACAGACAAACCAACGCAUUCUUUGGCAAAGAUGAAAUACCCGUUGGACGGAAAGCUGAUGUGUCAAAAAUAGUCACAACCUUGACCGACUCCAAAUACAGUAAAGAAAAUCUUGCGGUCAUGGCGAUUGUGGGUAUGGGAGGCCUCGGAAAGACAACAUUGGCCAAGUCAGUUUACAAUGAGGAUUCGAUAGACAAAUUAUACUUCAAAUUUGAUAGAAAGGUUAUUAGCAUGAGUACUCAGCUGAAGAAGAAUUUCAAAAAGCAGAUGCAGUCUUUGACUUCUUUGGAAAUUCCUCGGAGGAGCGAUUUGACUUGGGAUUCCGCAGAAGCCUUUGUCAAACAGUAACAGUUUGUGACAUAAAUUUCAUUCAAUGCCGAUCCUUCAUUUACACCUUGGAUGGUGAUUAGGGUUUCAGCUAAGAUAAUAGACCAGCAUGCAUUCGGUUGAAUAUUGAUAUUCCGGUUGAAGUACAAGUUAGCUCUUCUUAAGCAGACUAAGUUUUCAUCGGUGAAUUGGUGAAUCUCUGGAUGGUGAAUUAUUACAAGGGCUUUCUUCUGCUUUGAUCGUUUCUCUCUUGAGAUUCAAAGUUGGUUUGAGCUGAGUUUUGAUGGGGCAUGGAAGGAAGAGGAAGAUAGAGGGGGAAUUGGAGUGGUGCUAAGAAACGACACAGGUCAGUUUGUGGCGGCGCUGGCUAUGAAACUGGACGGCAUCUCUUCACCGUUGUUGGCAGAAAUAGAGGUAGCACGUGCUGCAAUCUUGCUUGUGCGAGAGUUAAACAAGGAACUGGUGGAACUUGAAGGAGAUGCAGCGUUGGUCCUUGCUGCGCUAAAUCUAAGAUGACAUGUCGUUGAUGGAUAGUAUGGUAAAUGAGGAGCGCUACUUCCUGCGCUCGACUCCACAAACCAAACUCAAGCAUGCUUGCAGGGAGACAAACAAGGUUGCUCACAGAUUGGCGCAAUUGGGACUCACUCUAGAACAGCGACGAGUUUAGUUCGAGGAAUCUCCUGAUGUAAUCACUGACCUUCUAAUAGAGGAUAGUUAAGUUUUAUAUUUCGUGGUGCGGGACGCUCUUUUUCCUGACGUUGGAACCAGCUACGAGAUGCUUGUUUGAGUCCGUAUAAUGACUUGUGAAGUCGACGAACCAUAGUCUCCCCCUGUCGACGAUAACCAGGAGGUGGUAACAUAUAGACUUCCUCAUGCAGUGCACCGUGAAGGAAAGCAUUUUGGACAUCCAUUUGGUGAAGAGACCAGCUGCGAACAGCAGCAAUGGUCAAGAGACAUCGGACACGUGAAGAAGCCCGACACUGACUUUGAAUUCUACAAAUGAUCGGUGCUGGAAGCUCAUAUAGUAGUUCUGUUGCUCUGGUUGAUUAAAAAUGUUCUGUUAUGUUUAAUUUGGUCACAAUCACCACACAAGCCGCAUCGGGAGGUAUUGGUUCCUUUGAACAAUUGCAGCUCAAUGUAGGGAUGCCUUUUACGACAUUCCGAAUUAUUGCGGUGAUGAUGUAUGAUAUCGAGCCAUGGAAUUGUUUUAUUUUCUUUGUCUUUCGGAUAAUGUGGGUGAUUUUUAGUUGGAGAACUGUUUAGGGAAAACUGUAACAAAGUAUACUGAAAUUUACGUUCCAUUCUUACUGUUUGUAGAGAUGGCACAGUUUGCAGCAA